Molecule: messenger RNA, 945 nt
Organism: Quercus lobata
Lineage: Eukaryota; Viridiplantae; Streptophyta; Magnoliopsida; Fagales; Fagaceae
Exons: 2
Coding region: 1-945 (314 amino acids)
Source: RefSeq, a predicted model, not a curated record
AUGGGAGAUGAUGAGGCUUUCGAUUCUUUCUAUGGAAAGCUCAAUGAGAUUGUAAUUGCCGAACUCAAUCUUGGAGAGAAGAUUGAAGACUCUAAGGUGGUGAGAAAAAUUUUGAGGUCUUUACCGGAGAGUUUCCGAGCAAAAGUUACAGCUAUAGAAGAGAGUAAAGACUUGGAUGAGAUCAAAAUCCAAGAGCUAAUCGGAUCUCUUCAAACAUAUGAGUUAGGACUGCCUUUUCAUAAAUCGAGCAAAUCCCUUGCUCUUAAAACCAUCACCAAGAGAAUGGACAACCCCUCCGAAGAGGAUGAUGUGGAGAAGGAAGUAGUUUUCCUUGCAAAGAACUUCCGAAAAUUUCUAAAGAUGAACAACAGUGGAAAACCUUUCAACAGCGGAAAGUUUUCAUCUCCCAAGGGUGAUAGGAAGGAAUUCAGGAAGAAAGAUGGAAAGGACUCUCAAUCCACUCAAGGAAUCACUUGCUUCGAGUGCAAUGGACAUGAAGAAUCGGAUGCUGAGAUAGAUGAAGAUAUAGCUAGUCUUCAAGAAAAUUAUAACUCUCUCCUUGAGAAGUUGGGAGAAUAUGCAAAGGUGGCUAAGGCAACUGUGAAAAAGAUGAAGAAAGCUGAGGAAGACUAUAGAAGUCUCCUAGUGAGAUAUAAGGAGGCCAAAUGCGAGAUAGAAACACUAAAUGGCGAACUAACCGAAGCUUACACCAAGGUGAAAUUCCUUGAGCUUGAGGUAGUUCAAGCGAAUUCCAAGGUAAAGCGAGUCUCCACAAAGAAGCUUGAUGAUAUCCUUUCAUCUCAAAAGACCUUCUCCGACAAAACCGUAUUAGGAUACACUGGAGGAAGUAGUUCAGCUAUGAACAUCUCCAAAGAAUUGAAGUUUGUGAAGGCCAAAGAGCCGAUUGCAGUUGUCCCAACUGUUGAGAAAGCCAAUGUGGAGUAG